Molecule: messenger RNA, 2302 nt
Organism: Exaiptasia diaphana
Lineage: Eukaryota; Metazoa; Cnidaria; Anthozoa; Actiniaria; Aiptasiidae
Product: fatty acyl-CoA hydrolase precursor, medium chain
Exons: 1
Coding region: 37-1944 (635 amino acids)
Source: RefSeq, a predicted model, not a curated record
GACAGAUGGUGCGUGCCCAAGAAAAGAUAAWCCAAAAUGCCAGUAUUCAGAAAUAAGGAUGAAACUCGCCCAAUAAUCUCUCUAGGGAGAAGGACUGAACCUUACACUUUGUGCAGUGAUUCAGACGAGGAUUUCGAGGAAAUCGAGUUCGAAAAAGCGGUCUUUGAACGGCAAUGUCUGUACGAACCUUCGCGAACAAGAAGACAACGGACCGUUAGAAAACUGCUCUUUUGCUUGUUAUUAUUGGUAUUUGUUGCUAUUUUAGCGUCCUUGUUUUAUUAUUACUUCUCAAGACAGUCGUUGCAAAGAUGGAGGAGAAUUGAAAUGCAAGAGUUAAGGGUUAAACUUGACGGUGGCUAUGUUGAUGGAGUUCUUGAUGACGAAGUUUUCGUUUUCAAAGGAAUUCCCUACGCAGUACCUCCAUUACGGAAAUUGCGAUGGCAGUAUCCCGAAUAUUGUACUUUGAAUCGUUGUUGGAAUGGAACACUCAAAGCUUCACAAUAUGGUGACCAAUGCGUGCAGGCAAAGUUCAACAAUGAAGGUUCAAUACAAAAUAUUUUUGGCAGUGAGGAUUGUUUGUAUUUGAACGUCUGGUCUCCAACGACAUCAUACGCCGAAGAAAAGUUGCCAGUAUUAGUGUAUAUCCAUGGUGGAGGGCUUGUGUCGUCCUCUGGAAAUGAGGCAGGAUUGCACCCAAGUCCAGAAAUGGUAAAACAAAUGCAAGUUGUUGCUGUCAGUCUGAACUACAGACUAAAUGCCUUUGGAUUUCUUGCUCUGGACGUCCUUUCAUCUAACUCAGAAUAUAACACAUCUGGCAACUACGGCUUCAUGGAUCAAAUUUUGGUCCUGAAAUGGAUCCAGAACAAUAUUGAAAGAUUUGGAGGUGACAGCAGUAAGGUCACCCUGCUAGGACAUGGUUCAGGUGGGACAUCCAUACUUGCACUGACAGCAUCACCAUUUGCUAAAGGGCUUUUUCACAGAGCUAUUGCAAUGAGUCCCAGUGCAGAUAUUAUGACAACAACUGCAAAAGCUUCAAAAGAUAAUAUGGUUUUUCUGAAAAACACAGAGUGCUUUGGGAGAGGUGAYRCUCUUCUAUURAAAUGCCUCUAUGACUACCCUGCAGACRAAAUAAUUAAAGCAAUUCCAUGGAACGUUUACCCUUAUUGGUCAAUGAAGGAUCGUUAUGAUUUGCCUACMAAAGGAUUAUAUGAUGGUGGCAUUGGGGUGAUCGAUGGCCAUGUUGUACCUCAGUCACCAGUUGUUUCUAUUGUUAAAGGUCUGUCAAAUGAAGUGUCACUUAUUAUUGGUAACACUGSUCAGGAAAUUGGUAUAAGACCAAACAAGAACUUCAUCCACUCUUCAAUGUUUUCACUCCAAAAUUACACAAGAGAAAAACUUGUGCCAUUCUUUAAUGGUAAACCUGACAAAAUUGAUGAGGUUUUUAAAUUGUAUGAUUUCAACACAUCCAACAAGUCUCUUCAAUUCCUGUACUUGACACUAGCAUCAGAUAUCAGAGAAGUUUGUCCAGUUGAGUAUCUGGCAAUGACUGCAUCAAAACAGUUUCAAAAGAGCCAUAUAUACCGUUACAUUGUAACACAUACCCCAUCUGGCCAUGUCACAAUUCCAACAAUAUCACAAAGUUAUGAUGGCCCUCAGUAUUCAUUUCAUAUGUGGGAUUUAAUAGCCUUUUUUGGCUAUCCUAAACCUUUUAAAUACAGACCGUCUUCAACUGAUACUUUUUCACAGUCAUUGAGGACAGAAUUUCAACAUUUUUUCCGCUAUGGUAAWGUAAAAAAUCCAAACUGGAAGAACCAUCUCUCACAUAGCAAUGACACAGCUUUGUUUGAUGACUUUGGAUUGAAAGUUAUACCUAAUGUUUACCACCGUAAGCAGUGUUUGUUUUGGCUUGAAAAUGGAUUUACUAAAUAUGCUUGGGUCAAUUGAGUAACAAGAAUCAGWGACUGCACUAUUGCAUCAAAYWAWUGACUGCUUCRAUAUGUUUGAGUUCUUUUGYUUAUUGACAUAAAAAGAGUAAAGUAGCACCACCGGAGAGAUUGCUGUCACUCUGUUAUAACCAGUUGUAAGCUAAUGAACAAUACCUUUAUGAUUUUAAAUGGCAUUAAUUUGUUAUUUAGUUUUAGGGUUCACUGUACAGCUUUUGAAUCAGUUAUCAGACAUAAGUCAGGUUUUUGUCAGUUUUAACAAUUUAAGGUUUCAUUUUCUACAGCAGAAACUCCUAACAUGAAUUAGAUAUUUGUUUGAGUACAAAAUGUGUAAAUAAAACAUCAAGUAAUAAUUAGUA